AUGACCAAAGAUGUCGUCGAACUUGGUCGUUUAAAGUGCAAGAUCCGCAAGACUUUGCGUGCACAUCUAGCCAAGGUUGCCAAUGUCAGAUGGGCCUCCGACAACCAACUUCUUGUUUCAGCAGGUCAGGACGGGAAGUUGGUCGUUUGGGAUACCUACACCGCAAACAAAGUCCGUAUGAUCUCCCUCAAAACCGCUUGGGUCCUUGGCUGUGCCAUGGCACCGAGCACCCACUUUGUUGUCAGUGGUGGCCUCGACAACCUUAUCACUGUAUUCAGCCUGAAAACGCCCGAAGGUUCUCCGGCUACUAUGGUGCGUGAACUAGCUGGUCACAAUGGAUAUAUCUCAAGUCUGGAUUAUAUCGAUGAAAAUCACUUACUGAGCGCAUCCGGUGACAAAACCAUUGGAUUGUGGGAUAUGGAAACCAUGAAACUCGUUGCCACAUACCAAGGACAUACCAAUGACGUAAAUGCUGUCCGUCACUGCAAAGUUGACAAAAACAUUGCUGUUUCUGUUUCCUCUGACUUUACCUGUAGAAUAUGGGAUUUACGACUUCGAAAAUGUAGUCAGCUGUUUGAGGGUCAUGAGCAAGAUGUAAAUGGUGUGGAUUUCUUCCCUAGCGGUCAUGCCUUCGCCACGUCGUCAGAUGACUUAUCGUGUCGACUUUGGGACAUACGGGCAGACCAAGCUGUUGCCGCUUAUGUUGAUGAUUUCAUCCAGUGUGGGAGCACUUGUGUUGGUUUCUCUCACUCAGGGAGAUUACUAAUAGCCGGCUACGAUGACUUCAACUGCCACAUCUGGGAUGUUUUGAGGGAGGAACGUGUGGGCGUCUUGUCGGCACAUGAUGCUCGUGUCUCCUCCCUUUCCAUCAACGAUUCGGGCAAUGCCAUCGCGACCGGUUCCUGGGAUUCCCUUUGUUACGUGUGGACUGCAAAAUAG
This is a messenger RNA of Spirometra erinaceieuropaei, 939 nucleotides long. Lineage: Eukaryota; Metazoa; Platyhelminthes; Cestoda; Diphyllobothriidea; Diphyllobothriidae. The record is from the annotation of a GenBank genome assembly.